AAAAAUGAACACAGGUAGAUCUUCAUCUGCGGAUAAAAGUAGAUCCACUAAAGGUCGUGCUCACAGAAGUUAGCUGGAAACAAGAGGAAAAUGGACUGUCGAGGUGGUCUUGUAUUCUGUUUGCUGUUUUUCACAGCCGAGGGAAAACUUAUCGCUCAAAAACUAUGCCCUGAUGGAAAACUACCCUUGAGCUGUUUUGCCAACCCGUGUGAAGUCAAUAGUUGCCCGGCCUACCCAUUAGCUGAAUGUCGAGCUAACUACUGUGGUGGAUGUUCUGCUGAAUACUACGUGGAGGGACAGAGAGUAGAUUGCUCAGUUUGUCGGAAUGGUGAUCCCCCUGAAAAGUGUGAUAACCAGUGUAAAUACGCUCGUCCCGCCCCAGGGUACAAAUGUGUGGCAGAAUACUGCUGUGGCUGCUCUAUAAAGUUCGUCGAGUUGUGUGCGAAGGAAUGCCUCAUUCACCCAUGCGCCAGGACUGUGUGUGAAUCCGGACUGCGGUGUCAGCCGAAUUUCUGCGACUGUAGCGCUCAGUGCGUUACGCUAACUAAAGGGUAACUUCCCUGACGAAGGUGACAGAUGUUAAUCUCGUCUCGUCACGUGCUUACUAAAGUAAAAGCAUUCCGCGGACCUGAAUUUCUAAAUUACGUCUUCACCUAUAUAUCCUUUGAUUGUAACUGGUGAGAAAAUCAAUAAAUCAAUAGAUAUUAUU
Messenger RNA from Liolophura sinensis, 709 nucleotides. RefSeq lists its product as uncharacterized. The coding region runs from base 91 to 555 and encodes 154 amino acids. The transcript has 8 exons. NCBI's taxonomy places the organism in Eukaryota, Metazoa, Mollusca, Polyplacophora, Chitonida, Chitonidae. The record is from RefSeq and is a predicted model, not a curated record.